Molecule: messenger RNA, 3381 nt
Organism: Annulohypoxylon truncatum
Lineage: Eukaryota; Fungi; Ascomycota; Sordariomycetes; Xylariales; Hypoxylaceae
Product: P-loop containing nucleoside triphosphate hydrolase protein
Exons: 5
Coding region: 1-3381 (1126 amino acids)
Molecular function (GO): ATP binding; RNA helicase activity; nucleic acid binding
Source: RefSeq, a predicted model, not a curated record
AUGAUGACAGGAGAGAUCGAGACCGGUACCGGGAUCGGGAUCGUCGAGACUUUGCCCGAGACGCAAGGCGUCGCAGUCGUUCUCGGAGCCCCCAUGAUCAGCGUCGAAAUCGCGACCGAGAUAGGGAUCGCGACCACGAAAUUCGCCGACGUGACCGUUCCGCAGACCGCCGAGAUGAUGACCAUUAUCGAGGCGGAAGGGACCGUAGACGGUCGCGUGAUCGCCCCUAGGCGAGGUGAUAGCCGCGAGCGACGCACGGCGUCCAAUGAGAACACAAAGGCGAAGUUAUCUGAUGCAGAAUUAAAACCAAAACCUGCGCCCGCCCAGUCUGAUGCCGACAAGAAAGCUGAACGUCUCGCAAAAUUAGCAGCAUGGAAGAAGAAGCAGGAGGAGAAAGAGAAACAGAAAGACCCAACUCCAGGUGGAACGCGGAAGCUUUUAGCUGAAAUGGACCAAAAGGCUAACACUGCACCUUCUAAUUCAACGCCCACAGGAGCCUCCCCAGCGCCAAUAUCGCCUGCUGAGACGCAAGUAACCGCCCCGGCGGCCCCCUACGCCGGUAAAUUUGACCCCAAAGCCAUCGCAAAGAAAUCUGCCCCGAAGACACACACUCCAAGUACUGCACCUAAAUUAGGAGUCGUUGCGGGUCAACCACCCGCAGCAAGUCUUCCGUUAACAGCUAAAGCUCCACGUGUUUCUGCUCUCCCACAAAGUAGAGCUAAGACAAGCGGGUUUGGCUUCCACAAGCAGAAUGCAGAAACCGAGAAGGUUUCGCAGAAGCGGAAAUUAAUACUAGAUGAAGACGAUGCAUCGGACAGAAAACUUGCUAAGCUGCCUUCCCUCUUACCCCUUGGUGACGUUGAUGAUACGCCAUAUGAGAAUCAGGAUGAAGAGGAUGACGACGAUGACGCAGACCACUUCGCCGGAGAUGAGGCUGAAGAGGCUGCUCUCGCUCGCGCAGCCCAGGAGAGACGAGAGGAACGUAUUGCCCAGGAGAAUGCCCAGCAAGGAACGGAGAUGCAAAUCGACCACGGCGAAGACGAAUCUGCCCCUGAGACGAAUGGCGUCGUUCAAGCUGUCCAUCCGAAUGAAGCUAUGGAAGUAGACGAGGACGACGUCGAUCCCCUUGACGCCUUCAUGAAUGACCUUGAGACUAAGCCUGUCGCGAGUAAACCUCCCAAAACAAGUCUGAGCAAGAGUAAGGAUUCACAAGAACCCGAGGCAUACUUCAGCGAGGACGAGUACGAUUAUCGAAAUGAGAACGUUGAGCCCGAUUCGUUCUUGGCUAUCGCGGCGAAAGCACGCAAGAAGAAGGACAUUCCGUCCGUGGACUACAGCAAGGUCGACAUAGAACCCGUUCGAAAGAACUUCUGGGUUGAACCAGCUGAGUUGUCGGAGAUGACCGAAGCCGAAUUAGCAGACCUGCGUAUCGAAUUGGAUGGAAUCAAGGUAUCUGGUAAGGACGUACCUAAGCCAGUCCAAAAAUGGUCUCAAUGCGCCUUAUCACGAAAGACGCUUGACAUCGUUGAUAGUUUGGGUUACGAAAAACCCACGCCGAUCCAAAUGCAGGCCUUUCCCGCGAUCAUGUCUGGCCGAGAUGUCAUCGGUGUUGCAAAGACUGGCUCCGGAAAGACCCUCGCCUUUCUGUUACCUAUGUUCAGACACAUCAAGGAUCAACGACCUCUCAAAGAGAACGAAGGUCCUAUUAGUCUGAUUAUGACUCCUACACGUGAGUUAGCUACCCAAAUACACAGAGACUGCAAACCGUUCCUAAAAUCGAUGAAUCUACGGGCGGUUUGCGCAUAUGGCGGCGCACCCAUCAAAGAUCAUAUCGCCGAAUUGAAGAGGGGCGCAGAAAUCGUCGUAUGCACUCCAGGUCGCAUGAUCGAUCUGCUGGCGGCUAAUCAGGGCCGCGUAACGAAUCUAAAGAGAGUCACUUACGUCGUUCUUGACGAGGCAGACAGAAUGUUUGACAUGGGAUUCGAACCACAGGUGAUGAAAAUAUUCGCCAAUAUGCGGCCGGAUCGGCAGACGAUUCUGUUCUCGGCCACCAUGCCACGCAUCAUGGACGCCCUAGCUAAGAAGGUCUUGAACAGCCCGGUAGAGAUCACUGUAGGAGGUAGGAGCGUCGUUGCUCCGGAGAUCACUCAAGUUGUCGAGAUUCGGGAAGAGAAUACGAAGUUUGUUCGCCUACUUGAGCUCCUGGGCGAGCUUUACGACAAGGAUGAAGAUGCUCGAACGCUGGUGUUCGUGGAGCGUCAGGAGAAGGCGGAUGAUUUACUAAAAGAGCUGAUGCGCAAAGGCUACCCUUGCAUGUCAAUCCACGGCGGAAAGGAUCAGAUUGACAGAGAUUCGACCAUUGAAGAUUUCAAACAUGGCGUCAUUCCCAUCCUCAUCGCAACAUCCGUGGCAGCUCGUGGUCUUGACGUCAAGCAGCUAAAACUUGUCGUGAAUUACGAUGCCCCUAACCAUCUCGAAGAUUAUGUGCAUCGUGCUGGCCGCACUGGGCGUGCCGGAAACAAGGGAACAGCAGUCACUUUUGUUACUGGAGAACAGGAGAAUUGCGCGCCAGGAAUCGCGAAGGCUCUGGAGCAAAGCGGCCAGUCAAUUCCGCCACAACUUGAUGAAAUGCGCAAGGCCUUCAGGGACAAGGUUAAGUCUGGCAAAGCCAAAGACCAGUCAGGCUUCGGUGGAAAGGGGUUGGAGCGUCUUGACCAAGAGAGGGAGGCGGCUCGCUUGAGAGAACGGAAAUCGCAUAGGACAGAGGGCGAUGAAGAGGAGGAGAAGAAGGAGGAAAAAUCUGGAGAGGAUAAGAAAGGUGACAAAGCCCUGUCGGCCAUUCAAACAGCCGCCUCAGGUAUCAUCUCCCGCGAUUCUGCUGCUCCUCCCAAGGUUGAUCUUGAACCGAAAUUUACCAUCCAUAAAAGGGAAGAUGCCCCGGCGUCCGCGAGCGGCAACAAUCCCCUGGACAAAGUAUCUUCUGCCAUUAAUGCUAUUAAUGCGCGUCUGGGUCGUGCUGGCCAAUUAAGACCAGGCCAACCAAUCGAUAACAAGGGCCCAGAUGCUGGCGCGUUCCACGCAACCCUUGAGAUCAACGACUUCCCACAGAAAGCGCGUUGGGCCGUCACUAAUAGAACUAAUGUGGCUAAAAUUCUUGAGGCUACCGGCACUUCCAUCACUAACAAAGGCACAUUCUACCCGCCUGGGAAGGAUGUACCGCCUGGUGGUGAGCCUAAGCUUUAUGUAUUGGUGGAGGGCGAUACAGAGUUAAUGGUCGCCAACGCCAUGGCUGAGCUUACUCGCUUGCUGAAGGAGGGUACCAUAGCCGCAGCCGAUGCAGACAGCAGGGCUCCUAUCGGUGGUAGAUAUACAGUCACGUAA